Messenger RNA from Xiphias gladius (swordfish), 4972 nucleotides. RefSeq names its product tyrosine-protein phosphatase non-receptor type 7-like. The record is from RefSeq and is a predicted model, not a curated record. NCBI's taxonomy places the organism in Eukaryota, Metazoa, Chordata, Actinopteri, Istiophoriformes, Xiphiidae. Gene Ontology annotation, biological process: protein dephosphorylation. The coding region runs from base 623 to 1912 and encodes 429 amino acids. Gene Ontology annotation, molecular function: protein tyrosine phosphatase activity. The transcript is spliced from 13 exons.
ACUGUGAAACACUGCUGGUGGCUUAAAAACACACACACAAAAAAUACACCGACACACAAGGAUAGAUUCACAGAUACACAAUGUUGGAGCCCGUGGCGCGCAGUCUAAAGGGGACGCGUAACCUUGGAUGAGGGGAAUAGAAAGUGUGUGUGUGUGUAAAAAAAGACUGUGUGUGCGUUUGUGUUUGAGUGUGUUUGUGUGAUAAUGAGAGAGUGGGUGGGUGCAGAAAAGGAAGUGGCAGAGAAGGUAGAGGUAAAGACAGAACGACCGAAAGCAACAGCAACAGAUGAGAGAAAAGGAAGAAGAGAAGAGAGACGAGGACCAAAACGGGGAAAGGAGGAGGAAGGAUCGAGGGAUAGAGCCCAACGCAGAAAGGUCAUCAGAGUGUUUUACAACGGUAGGUCGCAAUGACCGGAGACGAUCCGUUACCCAACUAGGUAAGGCUUUGUACCACAGCCUGCACGGUGCAGUGUAACCUACAGAGCGCUUCCAAGAGACGUCUGCUCCUGUGCUGUGCGUAGGACUGCUGGGGUCACACUGUUGUUUUCCUGGGAGGAUGACCAUGGAUGCUAACUGAAAGCACUGUGUUGUGAUGAACACCUAAGACCAACGCAAACACACUAUGAGUAUGUCAGCAGUGCGCUCGGCCUCGCCUCCCGCUGAGGACCCGACCACACCCCCACCAAUGACCACACCUCCUCGCAAAGCCUCGGUCCGCCUGCAGGAGAGGCGGGGCUCCAACCUGUCGCUGCUAUUGGACGUGAGCAGCUUGGGGGCGGAGCCGGUCUGCUCUGUCUCCACCCCAAAGGAGGUGUGGCUCCAGCUGCUUCACACCUCCUCCCGACCACUCACGCACACACUGCUGCAGCAGGCUGCCAUGGACACAAACACACUGAAUGUAGAGUACCAGAAGAUCCCUCCCAACUUUGUGAGCGCUGCAGAACUCGACGUUCCAGGACACAUGAUUAAAGACAGAUAUAAAACCAUCCUACCCAACUCUGAGAGCAGGGUGAUCCUGAGGAGCCCAGAGGAAGAGGCAGGACCAGACCGCUACAUCAACGCCAACUACAUCAGGGGUUACAGGGGGGCUCCGAGGGCCUACAUCGCCACCCAGGGGCCGAUGGUGCACACAGUGGGGGACUUCUGGGACAUGGUGUGGCAGGAGAGGAGCAGCAUCAUCGUCAUGGUUACCAGACUCAAGGAGAACAACGAGAAGUGUGAGCUGUACUGGCCACAGCCGAGGGAGAGGACGGGCAGGAUGACGGAGGAGAACGAGGACGAGAAGGGGCAGGGGGAAGGAGACGCAGAGGAAGGAGAGACGAGUCGAUUCGGCAGAUUCCUGCUCAGAGUGAGAGACAGCCGAGAGAAAGACGGGUUCACUGUCACCGACUUAGAGAUCCAGCUGUGCUCAGAGCGUCGGCCCGUCAGACACUACUGGUUCACCUCUUGGCCCGACCAUCACAUCCCACAAUGCACCGCUCCUCUGCUGAGGCUGGUGGAGGAGGUGGAGACGUACAGCAAGUCCCUCCUGCCGGCGAGCUCUCAGCCAAUCACGGACGCCGCCCCCGGUCCGGGGCCAAUCAUCGUCCACUGCAGUGCAGGUAUCGGCAGGACGGGAUGUUUUAUAGCCAGCAGUAUGGGCUGUCAGCAGCUCCGGGAAACAGGUCAGGUCGACAUCCUGGAGGCAGUGUGUCAGCUCCGACUCGACAGGGGCGGUAUGAUCCAAACAACAGAGCAGUACCAGUUCUUGUACUCCACUCUGGCCCAGUACAGUUCCCAGCUACAGCACAACCAGGAGCAGAAUCAGAACCGGCCUAUCACACUGCCGCAGAACCAGCAGAACCCAGGGGACCAAGUCAAUAUACAGCUACAAAACCUCCAGCUGGAAAACACACAGAACCAGAUGAUCUGAUACCAUGCAGAACCCUCUAGAGGGCCAGAUACACAGCUAAAGAAACCCUGGAGAACUCAGACCCAACAGAACCAGAAUGAAAACAAAACUAAAACUCAGCUCAAAUGACACCAGCAGCAGAACCCAAAGACCUGAUGCAGUCAUGGAUAGGGAGUUGGGGAACCAGCAGUAUCAGAAGUGUCAGGAUCACAAAGGAACCCCAAAAGAACUGGAUAGUUCGUCCCAGCUUUGUGCUAGGCUGAACAUCAAGAGAACCUGAAGAACUGGUGCAGCAGAGAACCAAGAGUGUCGUGUUCGUCCUGGACUGAAAAUCUCAGAUAACGGAACUGAAGCUUGAACGAAAACAACCAAGUAGAGAAAAACACAUGUCCAAAAAAUGUCCUUCCCAAUAUUAAUAUCAGAUCAAAUCAAAUCAAAUAAAAGAGGAGUAUUCUGUGACAUGGUUUUUUUUUUAAAGAUACUUAAAGAAAUUUUGUACUGAAAACAGGAUUUCAGUAGAGCCGAAGUGAAACCGGAACCUCCAGGUUCUGUUGCAGAAGGAAGAAAACCUCAUCCCAAAUCCCAUUGACAUUUGUGAUAGAGCCUCUCUCAGCAGUAUCUCAUGUCAUAUGUGUAGAUAAGGAUGGUUGUUUGUUCAAACAAAGGAUCUAUUGUUGUUCAUUCAAUAUUUAACUUUUCAGUGGCCUUUAACAAACAUCCUUAACCAUGUAUCUCUAUGCGGAUGUUUUGGACUUCUCUGUGGUUGUGUUGCCUUGCUCUGUAGUCAGUCAGUUAGCAUCUGUGUGGUUGUGUUGCGUCCCUUUCUGGUAAUUUUGCGUCUCGUUGUGAUUGUUUUGCAUACAACCAGAAAUGCUCCGUCACUUCCUACAGAGGUUCUGGCCUACAGGCCCCCUGACCCCUGUCCCUGUGACUGACAGGCCCAUUCAGUAUUCGCUCCGUGGCUGCAGGCGGGUUCAUCGGUCUGGCCGACAAGAGAAUUCAGAAUUGCAACGACAGAGACAGAAGCACAAAAUUAGAGGUAGGCGGCAGGGGACGUAUGUUAGUGACGGACCAUAACAGGCACAUACUGGGCCCUAGAUGCCUAAUUCUAACCCACCGUACCGGUACAAUGUAAUUUCUGACACUUUAGGGUACCAGUUUGUAAUUGAGCCUAAACUGAAAUUACAGUUAAUAAAGUUUGAGUCAGCACACUGAUAGAACAGUAGAACACCACCACAACUUAUGCCAUCUUUGGUUUUCCCCAUCAGUUUGUGUUUCCGCUCCCCUUGACCUGAACCCAGCGUAGCCCAAACUCCAACCAGAGGUGGUUAACCAUAACCUCUCCUAUAAGCCUGUACCUUAACCACAGAUAGCAGCACUAUAGGAAACACACGCAAAAGGCAAACCAGAGUUUAAAAAAAAAAAAAACAGUGUUCAAGUUCAGGUCAGGUUCAACUCGAAAGCUCCAGAAGAAGAGAAGUGCGUGUUCCUUGAGAUUAGAAUAUUUUGUGUAGGUAUGUCUCCAUUUCAGCCUCUGAGCAGAAACUCGUGGUCUUCCUGUUAUUUCCCUCUCCUCUCCGUACAUUCAUUAAGCAGAUUCAUAAAGCUCCCCAAUAGCAGCACAUUUUUCAUCCGCAUAGCAUGCGCGCAUGCAUCCACUUGCGUCUUUCCAUUGACUUUGCAGUGAAUCGAGCUGCCGAUGUAAUUCGUCUCACAUUCUGUCUGAACACGCGGACCCUCGACCAGCAUGCAUAGUCGAACAGGCUCGGAGCCGACUGCUGGGACGUAGAGGCAGGCACCCGGGCACCGGGGUACAGUAGGGGAAAUACACCAUAAAAAAAUAAAUCAAUUUUUCAAAAAUAUUCUGAACAAAUUUUUCACAGUGGUAGGUACCACCUCCAUGUUUGCUUUCCACUGUUUGAUUUGCCUCGACCAACAUGUGCUUGCACACUCAGAGCUCUUCCAAAUAGUUUAUAUUUUACACAUAGCACCUUUAUAAAAUAUAUGAAUCCUCGAUUCAAUCAGUUUGCGAUGCAGACUUUGUGUUUUCCUGCUUACCGGUGAACUGAUGGAGGCAAGUGAGAAAAUGUGUUUCUUUAUAGUGUAGAUGAACUGACCCUUUUUAGUGUACAGGCACCGGACUUUUUACUCCGCUCAAUGUAUUUGACAGUUUUAGCCAGCACUUACCUUUCAGUUUUAAAAAUUGUAUCUAAAAAAAGACGUGUGAUGAGCUCAUGAAAUCCAACCCACUGUUAAAGAUUAGACCAGUGGUUUCCAAAUCUUUUUAUCUCGUGAGCUCUUAGUGUCUAAUCAGUGUCUACUUGUGUCGGUUUGUCUAUGUGUUGUUAGCACGUCCACCAAAGAGACAUUUCUAUUCUAAACACUUUAGAUGGUUUCAUUUCGAUUUAUCCAAUAUUUUGUAACAAAAAAAAAUCAAAGACCAACCCCCCCCCCCCAAAAAAAACUAUAAACAGACCAGAACUUUGUUUUUUUUUUCUUCUUUCCCAUUAACCAUCUCCGGACCAGUCAGAUUUAUCCAGUGACCCUUUGGAGGGGCCCGACCCCUAGGUGUGGACCCUCGGCAAUGAUCAACCUAACAGUAUAUGAAGAAGUUAAAACCAGCUCCACCUUGAACAGCUACAACAGUAAAAUCCUGUUUGUGCGUUAAAAAACUACAGUUAAUAUAAAAAAAAUAUACGUGCACAAAGACACUCACAUAUACGGAAUGUAAACACACUCCUACCUACAUUUACCAGUUAAUGAAUCCAAAGUAAAGACGCUCCUAAAAACUAAAAGCAAAAUAAACAGAAUUACAUUGAGAUAGAAAAACUACUACAAAAUAAAGAAAAAAGGAGGUAAAAAAAGGCAUAAAGUAUUAAUUUAAUAAUGUAAUUUAUUCAAAUAUAUCAGUCACAUGAGCAAAUUGUGAAAUGAUUACUGUUAAUGCUGUGAUUAAAUUUAGCUGAUAAUAAUUCUGUACUUUGAUUUAAGUCGAAUUUAACUUGUGAUGGAGUUUUUGUUUGUUUGUUUUAUCAUUGUUGUAUUGGUACUUUGACUCACGGCUGAAUAAAGGAGCUGAGG